This is a messenger RNA of Impatiens glandulifera, 1960 nucleotides long. Its product is annotated as transmembrane protein 53. The record is from RefSeq and is a predicted model, not a curated record. NCBI's taxonomy places the organism in Eukaryota, Viridiplantae, Streptophyta, Magnoliopsida, Ericales, Balsaminaceae. Bases 417 to 1739 code for a protein of 440 amino acids. The transcript has 6 exons.
AUUGAUUGAGAAUUCGUAGAGAGAGAAAGAGAGAGAAUCCCGUGUUCUCCGAGAAAAGAGGAAAUUGCGUUGGGCGGGAACGGUUCGCCUCUGCCGGAGGCCGUAGAGCAAUCUUCAUCAAGCAAGUAAAACCUAGUAUUUCUGCCUACAUUUGUUAUCGAUUGAUUACAGGUCCAGUUUCUAGAGAGAAAGAUUAAUCCAUCUUUCUUUUUGGGUGAUUAAGAAAUAACUUCGCCUUCGCCGUUUUGGUAAGACCAACAACUUUAACAUUUGGUUAGUCGGGCUGUCAAUAGCCAGUUUGUUGGCAGCCCAAACUUCAGGAAUCAAAUUCCAAAAAGGAAACCUUAGCACAGGUAAGUCCUUUGGUUGGGUUACUAAAUCGAUCUUGGUGCUGUUGAAGUUUUCUCAUUCUCGUCAUGAGUUCCUUUUCUGGUCUCCAAAGGCCAGUGUUUGCAGCUGCAGCUGUUGCAGUAGCAUCUGUUUCUGCUGAGCUUCAUGAGAAGUUUAGGUUUUCGGGUGAUGUUCUCUCUUCAAAAGAAUUGAGUUCAAUUUCCAAGAUGUCGGAAGCCAAUGAGACUUCAUGGGUGUCUCACAUAUCCGUUUCAAAGUUUACAGAUUUAUCAUUCGUGUCCAAAAUUCGUAUCCCUGUUCCUGAAAUUAGACAACCCACUGGGAAUGCACGUCAGUAUUUGGUUUCUAAUGUUUGUUGGAAAACUAUGUCAGCAUCUCCAUGCAGUCUUGUCAACUCUUAUCAAUCUGCAGAGUUAGCAAAAUCUGCAAAACCAACUGCUGUAGGGAAUACUAUUCUCAAAUUUACACCAUCAUCAGAAGUUCUCUACAGAUGGCAUCUACCGGAAAUUAAUGCAGUUCAUAUCUCUGGGAAUUCUGACUGCCUUCAAGAAAAGUCCAAGACUGUUGUUGUUUUGCUUGGAUGGCUAGGCUCGAAGCAGAAACAUCUUAGCAAAUAUGCUGAGUGGUAUACUGACAAAGGGUUUCACGUCAUUACAUUCACUUUUCCAAUGGCUGAAAUUCUCAGUUAUAAGGUUGGUGGGAAAGCAGAAGAGCAAGUUGAACUGCUUACUAAACAUCUUGUGGAAUGGCUGGAAGAGGAGCAUGAAAAAAAUAUAGUUUUUCAUACUUUUAGCAACACAGGGUGGUUGACGUAUGGAGUUAUUCUUGAAAAGUUACAAAAUAUUGAUGUCUCUCUAAUGGGAAGGAUCAAGGGUUGUAUUGUAGAUUCUGCUCCUGUAGCAUCCCCUGAUCCACAGGUCUGGGCUUCUGGCUUUUCGGCUGCACUUUUAAAAAAGAAUAGUGUCGCCACUAAAGGAUCCACAAACUCAAACGUGGAUGUCAAUCCCAGAACAGUCUCUGAAACCAAACCCGCAAUUUCAGAGGCAGCAUUGUUACUGGUAUUGGAGAAGUUCUUCAACGUUGUCUUGAAUCUUCCUACAAUUCAUAGGAGACUUUUGGAUGUGAUGGGUCGGUUAUCAUCCCAACAACCGAGCUGCCCACAGUUAUACAUCUACAGCUCUGCAGACAGAGUUAUUCCUGUAAGAUCAGUAGAAAUGUUUAUAGAAGAACAACGCAAAACCGGGCAUGAAGUGAGAGCUUGCAAUUUCAUCUCGACACCCCAUGUUGAUCAUUUCAGAAAUAAUCCAAUUCUUUACACUUCGCAGCUAACCCAAUUCUUCGACGAUUGUGUGCUUGACUGUUGCAACAACAAUAAGCGCACUUCGUAAAUAUAACAAAAAAAAAAUAUACAAAUCUCUACAUUGAUUUUCUUUAUUGUUGGAAGAGUCCGCGAAGGACAUAAAAUUUAGUUUUACAUUGCUAUUUUUUCAUUGUAGUUUGUAGUUACAAAUUACAAAGACUGAAUGACUAAUCAUCAGCUCAUAGAAAAAUUUGAGAUUUUGUUACUUAUUCUUUUAAUGCCGUAUUCUCAAGUUUAAUAUUUUCUGUA